GACUGUAUGUAUGUAUACAUGUGUGAAAAUAUAUGCGUGUGAGUAAAUUGGAAAGACGCGUCUGGUGCAAGUAGCCAAAGCAAGUCAAAGCGUGUGAGUCGGCGGCAUUGAGAGUCCAUUUUCUUCAAAUAGUAGAAUUUUUAGCGCGAACACCGGUAGCUACGAAAUAAUAGACAUUAAAAAUGGAGCAAGCAGAAGAUACUGAAAAUGAUGUAUUGAAAAAGGUAUUAACAAACGACGAGUUAACCCAAGUUCCUGAUGAAAUUGCUACUAAACUAAGAAAUUAUUUUAACGAGCAAUUUGAAAAAUUUAUUACUGCCCAAGCUGUAUUUCAACACAAUAGACAAAGUCUUGAAAAAAAAUUGGAAAAACUACAAAAAGACUGCAAAGAGUAUGAAUUGGACUUAGAAGAACGUAAAGGAAAAUUGGAACUUGCCGAAAGCUACAUUACUGAAUUACAAACAAAACUUGAUGAUGCUAAAAAUGAAAUAUAUAAAUUACAAGAAUCAAGCAAAAGACUUCAAAAAGAGAACGUUGAACUUCGUCGACAGCGAGAUGCAGCUGUUGAUGAACGAAAUAGCCUUCAACUUCAAGCAGAGCGUCGUGAUCAUGAACUAGAACGAUUAAAUACAGAACUUACCUCAUUAGGACAACAAUUACAAACCGCUGUAACAGCAAAAUGUCAAGCCAUAGCUGAAGCUGAAGAGAUACGUAGUCGAGAACUGGAUUUGGAUUUCAAAGAAAAACGAUUGGAACAAGAACGAAAACUCACUGCUCAACAGAUGAGUGCAUUAGAAGUAGAAUUAGCCAAAAGAACAUCUGAAUUGCAAGCAGUGCGCGCUGAAGCUUCAACUAAAACAUUAUUAACAGAUACUCGUUUAGCUCAAUGUGAAGAAGAGCUAAGAAUAUCAAAUGAAACUUUGGCUAAGUUACGUGAAGCUAACGCAAACAUUCAACACCAUUGCGAUGAAUUGACACAAAAAGUUGAAGAACAACGAAAUCAUGAAUUAUCCAUGCAUUCUUCAUAUCGUGAGGAAAUUAGUGCUCAAACGAGAUUGGCUGAUCUUUACAAAGGUAUGGCUGAUGAAGCAAAUGCUAAGGCUGAAGAAUUUACCAAUGCUGUGAAGGAACUACAAACUCUAUUAGAACAAGCAACAGAACAGUAUGGACUUUUAGAGACUCAGCAUGAACAACUAAAAGUUAAAUGUGAAGAAACACUUAAUGAAAAAGAUAAUAAAAUAGCAGAACUUACAAAAGAAUUAGAGCAAGCCAAUGAGCUUCUUAAAAAUAUUAAAGAAGAAAGAUUGGAUCAAGCAGUUGAACAAUUGGCACCAUCAGCAGCAAUAACCAGUCGUAUAAUGAAGAAGGGCUUAACUCUAACACAAAUUUAUACUAAAAUGAUGGAUACUGUUAAAGAGUUAACUAUUGAGCGGGAAGAAAAUGAAAGACUUAAAGCACAAAUGGAUGUUAUACUUCGAGAGCUUGAAGAACGAGCACCUAUUCUUCAACAACAACGUGAAGAAUAUUCUGCAGCUUUAGAAAAUGUUGCAACACUAACCAAUCAAAUCGAUGAAUUAUAUGCACAAAAUAAUCAACUGCAAGAGAGUCAUGAUGAAGCUAAACGUAUUGCUGAACAUCAUGCACGUAUUAACCAACGAUUGAAGAGUGAACUUUCUGAUUUAGCGCGCCAAGUUUGCUUCUUACUAAAAGAAGUGCAAGAAAGUCGUACUGGCAGUGCAGUUCCUGCUAAUAAUGAUAGUACGAUGGAUACAGAUUUAGCUUCCUCUGACUUAAUUAGUAAAAAAUUAGUAACCUUUAGAGAUAUUGAAGAGUUACAAGAAAAUAAUCAGAAACUUUUAGCAGUUGUUAGAGCAUUAUCGUCAAGACAAGAAGAAAUUGAGCGAAAAACUGAUGAAAUUAAUAGUGGAGAAAUGAAAGAGAAGCUUGAAAGAUACAGUCAACAAGUUGAAGAAUUGCAAUCAGCACAAGAAAGACAUUCGAAAAUGGUAGAAAAUCUGAUGAGGCAAAGAGAUAUGUAUAAAAAUUUGUAUCAACAAGCUUUGAAUCAAGAUCCUAAAUUAAAGAAUAAAACACCAGGUGAUGCAAUGGAUCAAGAUGAAAAUGAUUGUACAAGUGAUAUCGCGGAUGAUUCAAACAAGUCUGAAGAACAAAGUUUAAGUAAAAUCAAAGAAUUAGAGAAAAAUUAUAUGGAUUCAGAGUCAAGAUUAAAACAAAUCACUGAUGAAUAUGAAAUUUAUAAGAAAGAAAAAGCUGCUCAUGAAAAAAUGCUUAGUGAAGAAAUGGAUAGGUUAAGAAAAGAAGCAGAAAAUAAUUCAACACGAUGUUGUAAAUUAAAGUUACAAUUCGACUCUUCUCAGGAUAGGUUGAAAUUGCUUCAGUCUAACAUCGCGACAUAUAAAACUCAAAUAAAAUCACUAGAAGACCGGUGUACCAAUUAUAGCACUACUAUUGGAAAACAUGAACAAAGUAUCAUGUUAUUAAAGGAUGAAGCUUUAGCAUCUCAAACUCGUCUUUCUCGAGCAGAAGUUCAGCUAGAAAAUUUGAAACAAGAACGACAAUUACUCCGUGAUUCUGAAUCACGUUUAUUGAAAGAACGAGAAAUGUUACAUCGUGAAAGGCAGACGAAUGCUUUGCUUAAGGCUGAUGUAGAAUCUAUAAAAGCAAGUUUAGAACGAGUUCAGGCAGAAGGUCACCUAAGAGCUGAAAUGAGACUUGAUGAUUCAAUUCGAGAAUGUGCUGCUCUUCGUCGUCGUCUUCAAGAAGAACAAGAUAGAUUUAGAGAAUUGUCUUCUCAUCUUGAGCGUCAAUUAAAUACUGUUCAAGAACGUCUUUCUGAAGAACAAACUCAAGCAGAACGUCUUCGUACAGAAUUAGAUGCAGCACGACAAGCACAAACUGAGUCUGAGAAACGUGUUGAAGAAUUAGAAGUCAAGUUGCGAGAAGCACUUGCACAAUCUCGAGCGAAACCUAUUACUGGUGAUGAAAAUUUGGCUAAAAGACUGCAAGAGUUAGAAAUUCAGUUAGCUAGCGCUAAUGCUGAAAUUAGAUCAUUAACUGAACAACUGAAAACUGCACGACAACAGAAUCAACAGUAUAGUGAUAUUGCUGAGAGCACUGAAACGCAGUUGAAAGAAUUAACUACACAGUUUGAGAAACAAAAGCGAGACUUGGAAUCAGCUCUUGAAGCUUCAAAAAAUACUAUUAUAACACUCGAAAAGAAAGUUAAAACUUUGGAAGCUGAACUAGCUAAAUCACAAAGUGGACAACAAGUUACAGAUACAGAAUUAAAAGAAAAACUUGCAGCAGCUGAAAUGAAGCUUGAAGAGCUUGAUGAAGUUAAAGGUGAAUUAGAGUUAAUUAGAAGUGAUCUUCAAACAGCGAUACAGAAUGGCAAAGAAGCGGAAGAAAAAUACGCUCAUGAGAUGCUUUUACAUUCUGCUGAUCUUCAAACUUUGGCUAAAUUGCGGGCUGAAUCUGAAAAUGUUACAAAGGUAAUUGACGAAUUAACAAAAGAGAAAAAUAUUGCAGUUGAAGCACUUGAUGCUGAAAGAAAAGCCGGCGUUGAACGUGAAAAACAGUUACACAAAGAUAUUGAAGAAAUGCAGAGAAGAUUGGACGAUCUUGAUGCACAAAAUACAUUACUGCAUAAUCAGGUACAAGAAUUAAGUGAUCGUACGGCCAUUAUGCAAAGUAAUAGAUCUUCUCUAGGAGGUCAAGACACUAUGGACACUAGUUUAGAAUCAAUGAACCGUAGCUUGACAAGUAUUGAAGACGAUUCCAAGUCUGCAGAGCAACUUAUGAAAGUAAUCAAAUUUUUGAGAAGAGAAAAAGAUUUAGCCAUGACUAAAUUAGAUGUUCUUAGAGCGGAAAACCUUCGUCUGAAGUCUCAGAAUGAGGUCAUUGAGAAACGUUUGAAGGAAUCUGAAACAAUGUUGAGUAAUCAACGAGAACAAUCUGAAAUUGAAGUAGUGACAACAUCGAAACAUGCUGAACUAUUGAGAAAAGUUGAAACUAUCAAUGCUAUUGCAGAUUCCAAUAGAAUUCUUCGAGAAGAAAGGGAUUCAUUGUCGACAAAGGUCAAAGAACUUUCAGCAGAAAUUACAAAACUAUCGGAAGAAGUUGUACCACUUCGUGAGAAAGCACGAGAUUUAUUAGGCAAAAAUGAAAUCUUGGUUCAAGAAAAUACAGGACUGAAAGGAGAAGCAACUCGUUGGAGACAGAGAGCUAACACUUUGAUAGAGCGAGCUAAUAAAGCAAGUCCUGAAGAUUGGAGACGACUUCAAACUGAAAGAGAAAAUCUCAGUAAAUUAUUAACAUCAGAACGAGAAACCUUUGCUAAGACAAAAGAAGAAUUGAAUGCUAUAAAAGCACAGAAGACAAAACUUGAAGAGCAAAUAACCGGCCUACAAAAACAGUUACAACUUCAAGGUGAUCAAAUGAACAAGGCUUCAGAAGAAGCUCGAAAACUUGGCCAAGAUUUGAAUGAAGCUCUAGCAGAUUCUACAACAAAAGCUAAGGAUCUUGCGACUUUCAAAAAAGAACUUGAAGAUAAAGAAGCAGUGUUGACUGAUGUGAAAAAUAAAGAACUACAAAUUCGUAAAAUUGCAAAGAAAUACAAGACCCUAUAUGAUGAAUUGGCUAAAUCUGUCGAAGAAGAAAAAGCUAAAGCUGAAGAAAAUCAAGCUACAGCAAAUACAGAAGAAAAUGCAGUGUCUGCGGAACGUGAAAAUCAAUUGCGUGAAGAAGGAAGAGAAGAGUUACGUCAACAAAAUCAAGAUUUGAAUGACAAAUUAAAGACUCUUAAUGAAAAUAAUGCUUUCCUAACAACCCAAGCAGAAGAAUUAAAAAGUCAAAUUGAAAACAUGAAAAAAACUAGUAACGAAAAAGAAGAACGCAUGAAACAAUUAUUGAAAGGUGCUAGAGGAAAAAUUAUGACUCUUACAGAAUCCAAGAGUAAGUGUGAAAGAGAGCUUGAAGAAUUGAAAAUGAAAAUGAAUGCUAGUAGUAGUGAUUCAGAUCCUAAUGAAUACGAUGCUAGACUUGCCGUGAUUAAAUCACAGAUGGAAGGAAGAAUUUCUAGGCUAGAACAUGAACGAGCAGAAAUAAAUGCUGAAAAAGAAACACUUCUUCAACGAGUUAAUCAGUUACAAAGACAAUUAACAGCAGGUAUUAGUGCAGUUAAUGUUACUGAACCACCAACAGCAAAUAUUAAACCAAUGUCAGCACGUGCAGAAACACCUUUAGCUAGUAUACGACCAAUGAGUGUUGUUGUUCAAUCACGCACAGCUGCAGUUUUACCAACAACUGCAAAUAAUCCUGUUCUAGUUGCUCCUCAACAACAACAACAAGUUGUUCAUACCACCGAAACCAGUUCUCCAACGAGUAGCCAUACCGAUUAUCAACCAGCCAGCACAAGCAGUUCUGUGUCUCAACCAGUUGCUUCUAAUUUGCGACAAUUAGCAGUACAACCUCAAUUAAGCGAAUCUGCUGAGUCUACUCAACGAGAAGAAUCAGAAAAUGCUGAAAAUUUAACUAAUCAACAACAGUCUCAACAGCCAACACAACAGCAGCAACCUUGUCAAAUUCAACAGUCACAAUCACAAGCUCAAUCACCUCAAGAUCAACAACAAGCACCGCAAACUGUAGCUCUUGUAAGCCCAAGAGUUGAACAGCAACAACAACAACAGCAGCAAUCUCAACAACCAACUGGUGAUCAACAACAAACAAUUGCAAGUAGCUCAACUCAGUCUGUUAGUACUUCUCAAACUUCCAGUGGGCACAAACGACCAAGGGGUCAUGACUCUAGUACAUCAGAGUCUGGUGUGGUCGAAGGAACAGAGCACAGCAGAUCUGAACAAAUACCUAGUCCUAAAACCAAGAGAAUACGCACUCAAGAACUAACUCCAACUGCAACAACAAGUGGUUCAGAUAUAGAAUAUCAAGUACCAACUUCAAGUCAACGAGAUCAGGAUGAAGAGGGAGAAGAAGGUUGUAUUGUAGUAGUAGAUUGUGAUGAAGGUGAAGGUGGUAAUCAUCACCAAGCUCAAGAGGAAGAAGAGUUUGAUAACGAUGGUUAUGAAGAAAUGGAAGAAGAAGAGGAAGAAGAAGAAGGAGAAGAGGACGAAGAAAUGCCAUUUGGGGUUGAAGUUGAAGGUGAAGGAGAUAAUAAUGAAGUAGAAAUUACAAUUGAAGAAGAUUCUCGCAAUGUGGAAGUCCCACAUCAAGUACAACCGACAACAAAUCAACUUCCUCAACAACAAUCCGAGGCUAUUAGUAGUGCAGGUCCAGCUGGAGAACCACCAGCCUUUGCUUCCAGAUCUUCCCGAGGUAUUGCACCGAUGCCUAGACAACAACAACAUUUCCUUCUUCCUCAGCAAGGUUUUGAAGAUGGAGGUGACGACAGUAUUGUUCCAAGUACUCCGACUCUUUUUGUUCCACGUCGAGGAGAUGGAUUUGGUGAAGCUGUGAGCUCUCCUCAAGUUCCUCAAGCUCGGUUUACUUUUGGUGAUUCAACACCUUCAUCGACACCAACAUUAUCUACUCCUACAGCUGCCACCGUAAGAACUAUGUUUGGAUCAUCAGGAUCUGGCGUAGCUCAAGUCGCUCAAGAGGGAAUGGAUGAUACUAGAAUGGAUUUAACACAGUUAGAAGAUGGUGGAACGGGAAGAAGUGUACCUACGACGCCUCUUCAAGUAUCUCCAGCUGCUGAUUUACCUCCCUCUACUAGUAGUAGUAAUCAAGCAGAAGAGCAAGAAGCACCAGUUUCAGCAACUCCGGCUACUGCACCUUCUGCAAGUGACAAUGGAGAAGGAGCUGCAGUGCCCAGUAUUCACGUUACUACAGAUUCAGAAACUGAACCUACAUUCCGAGGCUUUCAUUUGGAAGCAGUGCCUGGAUCUAGCACAGUAACAGCAAAUGAUGGAGUUAGUUCUGAAAGUGAUCAACAAAAUGUUGAAAUAGCAGCUUCUGCAACUGGAGGAAAUGUAGAUGAUGAUUCUAUUGAUACUGGAGCUGAUGAAGAAGAUGCUGAAGAAGAAGGACGAGAAGCUGAAGCUUCUCCUUCAAUAAAUACACGUCAAAGAACAAUCGCUGCAGCAGCUGCUGCGGCUGCAGCAAAUACUCCAGCUUCAGGAACAGAAGCUCGAGGAACUGGAACUCGAAGAAAUAAUAGAUCACAAUUUCGAACCAGUGGGCGUGGUACACGGCCUACUCCUAUUGUCUGGGAUAACCAAAGUCCAGUAGGACAAUCACCAGCAACUCGUGGUCAUCCAACUUUAAGAGGAACUAGCACCGAAGGAGCACGUGGACGAGGUUCACGAGGAAGACGAGGUAUGCGCCCCGGCAAGUACGGAUAUUCAAGAUACUAAAAAGUGAUGCUCAAAAUAGAAAUUUUAGGAUGCGAUAGUAAUAUUUAACUUCUUAUACGUAAAAGAAUAAAUUUAAAGUUAUUUUUUUUAAUUGAUUUAAAUUACAGAUAUCUAAAAUUCUACAAAUCAUUUGAUUUAUGACAGUAAUUAAGAAUUAAAACCAUUCCGUAUUUUAUUAUUUUUUUUAUAACUUAUAAAAAAUGUCAUUU
Chelonus insularis is the source of this 7597-nucleotide messenger RNA. RefSeq names its product Megator (gene Mgtor). The record is from RefSeq and is a predicted model, not a curated record. Bases 183 to 7388 code for a protein of 2401 amino acids. Gene Ontology annotation, biological process: regulation of mitotic spindle assembly; protein import into nucleus; mRNA export from nucleus. The transcript is spliced from 4 exons. Gene Ontology annotation, molecular function: structural constituent of nuclear pore. Lineage: Eukaryota; Metazoa; Arthropoda; Insecta; Hymenoptera; Braconidae. Gene Ontology annotation, cellular component: nuclear pore.